This is a messenger RNA of Choloepus didactylus (southern two-toed sloth), 3735 nucleotides long. It is a transcript of the gene FBH1, whose product is annotated as F-box DNA helicase 1. Gene Ontology annotation, cellular component: nucleus. Bases 507 to 3425 code for a protein of 972 amino acids. The record is from RefSeq and is a predicted model, not a curated record. Lineage: Eukaryota; Metazoa; Chordata; Mammalia; Pilosa; Megalonychidae. Gene Ontology annotation, molecular function: hydrolase activity; DNA binding; ATP binding. Gene Ontology annotation, biological process: replication fork processing; double-strand break repair via homologous recombination. The transcript is spliced from 22 exons.
GGAGGCGACGAGGCCCCGGCCCGGGGGUGGCGGCGGGGUCGGCGGAUGCGGGUACCCGGGACCGGAGCGCCACAAUACAGACUAAAAAGCCCUAUGUCUGCUUGUUUGCUGUAAUAAAUGAAUGCUGCCUCCCUGGGAUCAGUAGAUAUUUGCAGGGCAUGAGAUGAUCAAGAUUGAGCCCACAAACUUGGAAGUUUGGGAUUUAUAGAGAAGCAGGAUGUGGCAGCUGGGAGGAACUUGGCUUUGCAUCAAGAGUGAAUAUUGGGGGAAGGAGCUAUAGCUGAGUGAGACCGUUUAAGUGGCAACAUCUUACAGCCUUCGACUGCCAACGUUUGGCUCAGAGUCACUUGACUGUGACCCAACCCUUCAGUCAAAGAUGGACAAACAGAGAUCCGAACUAUGGUCUCUAUCCUAGACCCAGAACAAAGAGAGGGAGAAGGGGUCAAGGAUGUCAACAACACAGCACUGAAUUCUUCCUAGCUGGCCAGUGGCCAGGCACCAAUGACAUGGCCAAAAGCAAUUCUUUUGGCAAGGACAACUGUAAGGACUCUGAGGGCAAAGUGAUCUUUCCUGCAGAAAGCAGUUGUGCCCUGCCUCAGGAAGGUGAUGGGGAGGCCAGGUUGGACUCUUCAGGAUCUACUCUGCCUUCCAGGAAGCGGUCUCAGUCCUUUGAGGAAGAGAGUAAUCAAGCUACAGGGACCGGUCAGUGGGAAGGGGUUUCUAAGAAAACCCGCAGCCAUCAUUUGUCCCUGUCAUGCAUGAGGCCCAGGGAAGUCCGGCAAGAAGCAGAGAACUGUUUGUCCCAGCUCUCUGCUGGGUCUGGAGACACCAAGCAAGAAGUUGAGGACAUUGACCCAGAUCCUCUUCCUGACUCUUACUAUGGGCUUCUUGGGACCUUGCCCUGUCAGGAACCCCCGGGCCACAUUUGUAGCCUGCCUAGUGAAGUCCUCAGGCACAUCUUUGCUUUCCUCCCUGUGGAAGAUCUCUAUUGGAAUCUAAGCUUGGUGUGCCACCUUUGGUGGGAGAUCAUCAGUGAUCCACUGUUCAUUCCUUGGAAAAAGCUGUAUCAUCGCUAUCUGGUGAACGAGGAGCAAGCUGUCAGCAAAGUGGAUGGCAUCCUGUUGAACUAUGGCAUAGAAAAGGAGUCAGACUUGUGUGUGCUGAACCUCAUACGAUAUACAGCCACCACUAAGUGCUCCCCGAGUGUAAAUCCUGAAAGAGUGUUGUGGAGUUUGAGGGAUCAUCCCCUCCUUCCCAAGGCACAGUCAUGCAUGCGUCAACAUCUGCCCGAUCUGUAUCUUGCUGCUGGGGGUGUCAAUGUGUGGGCUUUGGUAGCAGCCAUUGUGCUCCUCUCCAACAGUGUGAGUGACAUCCAGCAGCUCCUCUUCUGCCUCAGAAGUCCCCGUUCCACAGUGACUGUGCCAGAUGUCAUCGAGACCUUAUACUGCAUAGCUGUGCUGCUCUACGCCAUGAGGGAGAAGGGAAUUAACAUCAGCAAUAGGAUCCACUACAACAUUUUUUAUUGCCUGUAUCUUCAGGAGAAUUCCUGUACUCAGGCCACAGAAAUUAAAGAGGGACCAUCUGUUUGGCCAGGCAAGAAAACCAACAUCCAACUUACACAUGAACAGCAGCUGAUUCUGAACCAUAAGAUGGAACCUCUCCAGGUGGUAAAAAUUAUGGCAUUUGCAGGCACCGGGAAGACCUCUACCCUGGUCAAGUAUGCUGAGAAGUGGUCUGAGAGCAGGUUUCUGUAUGUGACAUUCAACAAGAGCAUCGCAAAGCAGGCCGAGCUAGUCUUCCCCAGCAAUGUCAUCUGCAAAACCUUUCAUUCCAUGGCCUAUGGACACGUUGGGCGGAAGUACCAAUUAAAGAAGAAAUUGAAUCUCUUCAGGUUAACACCCUUCAUGGUCAAUUCUGUCCUUGCUGAAGGGAAAGCUGGAUUCAUAAGAGCUAAACUGGUAUGCAAGACUUUAGAAAACUUCUUUGCUUCUGCUGAUGAAGAACUGACUAUUGAUCAUGUGCCUAUUUGGUGUAAGAACAGCCAGGGACAGAGAGUCAUGGUAGAACAGAGUGAAAAACUGAAUGGUGUCCUCGAAGCAAGCAGACUUUGGGACAACAUGCAGAAGCUAGGGGAAUGCAAAGAAGAGGCUUACCAAAUGACUCAUGAUGGCUAUUUGAAACUCUGGCAGCUGAGCAAGCCUUUGCUUGCCUCUUUUGAUGCCAUCUUUGUGGAUGAGGCCCAGGACUGUACCCCAGCUAUCAUGAAUAUAGUUCUCUCUCAGCCAUGUGGAAAGAUCUUCGUAGGGGACCCACACCAGCAGAUCUAUACCUUCCGCGGAGCGGUCAAUGCCCUAUUUACAGUCCCACACACUCAUGUCUUCUAUCUCACCCAGAGUUUUAGAUUUGGUGUGGAAAUAGCUUACGUGGGAGCUACUAUCUUGGAUGUCUGCAAGAGAGUCAGGAAAAAGACUUUGGUCGGAGGAAGCCAUAAGAGUAGCAUCAGGGGCGAAGUCAGAGGUCAAGUGGCCCUGCUGUCACGGACCAAUGCCAAUGUGUUUGACGAGGCUGUCCGGGUGACUGACAGAGAAGAGCCUGCAAAGAUACAUUUGAUUGGGGGGAUUAAAUCAUUUGGAUUGGACAGAAUCAUUGAUAUUUGGAUCCUCCUUCAGUCAGAGGAAGACCGGAAGAAACAAAGCCUCGUUAUUAAAGACAAAUUUAUAAGAAGAUGGCUGCACAAAGAAGGCUUUAGUGGCUUCAAGAGGUAUGUGACUGCUGCUGAGGAUAAAGAGCUUGAAGCAAAGAUUGCAGUCGUUGAAAAGUAUAAUAUCAGGAUUCCAGAACUGGUGGAAAGGAUAGAAAGAUGCCAUAUCAAAGAUCGGGACUUCGCAGAGUACAUUUUGGGCACUGUGCACAAAGCCAAAGGCUUGGAGUUUGAUACUGUGCACGUUUUGGAUGAUUUUGUGAAAGUGCCUUGUGCCAGGCAUAAUCUUGCACAGCUCCCCCACUUCAGAGUCGAGUCAUUUUCUGAGGAUGAAUGGAAUUUACUGUACGUUGCAGUAACUCGUGCCAAGAAGCGCCUCAUCAUGACCAAAUCGUUGGAAAACAUUUUGACUUUGGCUGGGGAGUACUUCUUGCAAGCAGAGCUGACAAGUAAUGUUCUAAAAACAGGAGUGGUUCACUGCUGUGUGGGGCAGUGCAACAACGCCAUCCCCGUUGACACCGUCCUCACAAUGAAGAAACUCCCCAUCACUUACAGCAACAGGAAGGAGAACAAGGGUGGCUACCUGUGCCACUCCUGUGUGGAGCAACGUAUUGGGCCCUUGACUUUCCUCACGGCCACCCCAGAGCAGGUGCACGCCAUGGAACGCACCGUUGAAGAUAUAAUGCUGCCCAGACACGAGGCCCUGCUCUUCCUUGUCUUCUGAAAGCCCGGACGAGCAUUCUCCAUGCUGCAGAAUGCUUUGCUGUGCACUCCAAGUACUCAGAGAAGCCAGUGUGGGGUAGGGUUCCCGUUCUCCUGAGACUCUGAGUGCAUUCACAGAGCGGUCUUUGAGGAAGAGGAAACCAACCAGAGGUAGAUUUGCCAUUUCUCCAUUCCCUCUAGGUAGCCAGGUUCCACUUGCCCAUCCGCCAUAUGCAUCAGGUGUUUUUUUGAUAAAAAAACAAAACAAAACAUUUUAUGUAUUUAAACUUUUAUUACAAGGUUUCAAUUAAACCGGCGUUGCAGCACUGGCA